CCGCGCGGGGUUCCGGAGCGCUGUGUGCCGGCGGCCGGGCUGAUCCUAGCAGCCGGGAAGGGACUGGCUGGGCGCUGGGCCUGGGCAGCGCUAGGAGCCGCCUAUUGUUCGCUGCGGUGCAGGCUCCUAGGAGCGGCUGCUGAGCCCGGAGGCGGGAGGGGGCGCCGCGGGCACAGGAUGUCGGUGGCGGGGCUGAAGAAGCAGUUCCACAAGGCCAGCCAGGUGAGGAGAGGAAAGUGAGACAAAAGGAAAAGAGAGAGAGGAAAUGAAGAGGAGAGUAAACAACAAGAGCAAGAGAGAGAGAAAAUCACAAGAUGUGAGGCAACUGAGAGCAGACUACAUGGAGAUUCAGUGCAAGAGAGAGAAGAGAAUAAACUGCAAGGCAAAGAGGUGAGAUUAAGAGUUGUUCAGUGAAAAAAUUAGUGGAGCAGAAGGAACAAAACUAGAUGAAGAUUUUCAAGAAAUGGAAAGGAAAAUUGAUGUCACCAGCAAAGCUAUAGCAGAGCUUCUGUCAAAAUCCACAGAGUAUCUUCAGCCAAAUCCCGCAUACAGAGCCAAGCUGGGAAUGCUGAACACUAUGUCGAAGAUCAGGGGACAAGUUAAAACCACAGGAUAUCCCCAGACAGAAGGGCUUUUAGGGGAUUGUAUGCUACGGUAUGGCAGAGAACUUGGGGAGGAUUCUACGUUCGGCAAUGCACUGCUGGAUGUUGGUGAAAGCAUGAAGCAGAUGGCAGAGGUGAAGGACUCUCUUGAUAUUAACGUCAAGCAAAACUUUAUUGAUCCUCUACAGUUAUUACAAGACAAAGACUUAAAAGAGAUUGGGCAUCAUCUGAAGAAACUAGAAGGCCGUCGUUUGGAUUAUGACUAUAAAAAGAAGCGUUUAGGGAAGAUCCCAGAUGAAGAAGUUAAACAAGCAGUUGAAAAAUUUGAAGAGUCAAAGGAGCUGGCAGAAAGAAGCAUGUUCAACUUUUUAGAAAAUGAUGUAGAGCAAGUUAGCCAGUUGGCAGUAUUUAUAGAAGCAGCAUUAGACUACCAUAAACAGUCCACAGAAAUUCUGGAGGAACUGCAGAGCACACUGCAAAACCGAAUAAAUGGAGCAUCCAGUCGUCCUAAGCAUGAAUUCAAGCCAAAACCUGUAAUAACUUCAGCUCUGGAAAUCAGUGAUAAUCAACAGCACAAUGGGAUUUCAUACAUUUCUUCAAUAAAAUCAUCAGGUUCUUCAGUGCACAUGGAUCAGCCUUGCUGCCAAGCUCUGUAUGACUUUGAGCCAGAAAAUGAAGGCGAGCUUGGGUUUAAGGAAGGCGACAUCAUUACUUUGACCAAUCAAAUUGAUGAGAAUUGGUACGAAGGGAUGUUAAAUGGAGAGUCUGGCUUCUUCCCCAUUAAUUAUGUUGAAGUGAUGGUACCUUUGCCUCAGUGAACACCUAAUGCAAACCAUGAACAUAAUUUCAUGAUUGAAAUGGAUUCACAAUUUUUUCAUGAAUGUGGCAUUCUGUGAAAGCCUUGCUAUUUGACUGACAGAUUUUUGUAUGCAUCUUUUUUAAAUGUAUUUAUUUUGUAUUCCUUUAGUUUGUAUAAAAAAAAACAAACCCAACCCUUCCUUGGCUACGUGAAAAUGCAAAAAAGACAACCUCUACUUUUUUUUGCUUUUGUGCCUGGAAGAUUACUGUCUGAGGUGUUUACUGGUAGCUCACUGUUGCUCCACAAAUGUACUCCUUUGCUCUUACUGUAUGUGGAGCCUUUUUAAAAUAAUCCUCUGGCUGCAAUGAUUUUACUGUCGAAAACUAAGUGUAACCAGUUAAGAAUGACUGAUGUCACUAAGCCUUUUUCAUCCAUCGCAAUGUAAUUUACUGUGAUUAACUUAAUCUGUGCUUCUUGAAUGUUGACAAAAGGCUAAGAUGUUUGUGUACUAAGUACAAAGACUUAGAACUGAAUAUUCCUCCAAUUUACUGACUAUACUUAAUAAAUAUUACUGUAGGGAAAGUGUAAA
Molecule: messenger RNA, 1990 nt
Organism: Gopherus flavomarginatus (Mexican gopher tortoise)
Lineage: Eukaryota; Metazoa; Chordata; Testudines; Testudinidae
Gene: SH3GL3
Product: SH3 domain containing GRB2 like 3, endophilin A3
Exons: 10
Coding region: 464-1420 (318 amino acids)
Biological process (GO): endocytosis; synaptic vesicle uncoating
Cellular component (GO): presynapse; glutamatergic synapse; cytoplasm
Molecular function (GO): protein binding
Source: RefSeq, a predicted model, not a curated record